Messenger RNA from Populus trichocarpa (black cottonwood), 823 nucleotides. RefSeq names its product actin-related protein 2/3 complex subunit 5A. Gene Ontology annotation, cellular component: actin cytoskeleton; cytoplasm; Arp2/3 protein complex. The record is from RefSeq and is a predicted model, not a curated record. Gene Ontology annotation, biological process: Arp2/3 complex-mediated actin nucleation; regulation of actin filament polymerization. The transcript has 4 exons. The coding region runs from base 228 to 641 and encodes 137 amino acids. Gene Ontology annotation, molecular function: actin filament binding. Lineage: Eukaryota; Viridiplantae; Streptophyta; Magnoliopsida; Malpighiales; Salicaceae.
GUGACCUGAGAUCGGGCCUUAUAAUUAUGACCUAGAAACGAUUUAGCACGCGAUGACUUUGAACCAGAGGCCGUUAGCCCAUUAAGGAACGAUCAUAAACCAUCGCCAGCUGAAUCGAAAACGGGAAAAGCACGGCGCCGAAGGCUCAACCGCUAACCGCCGUAGCUAAAAACGAUUAACUUCCCUCCCCGAUAAUUUCAUUUAAAAGAGAGAGAGAGAGGAGGAGAAUGGCAGGGAGAGGAGAGAUAGUGGAAGCAGAGAGCGCAGAGGCAGAGGCUAUAAUCACAAGAAUAGAACACAAAACUCGCAAGAUCGAAAGCCUACUCAAACAGGGCAGACCCGUUGAGGCUCUCAAAACGGCUCUGGAAGGCUCGCCUCCAAAGACUCGAGAUGAGAGAUGCAAGUCAGCGAAUUGGAUAGUGGUGCACAGAGCUCUAAUGGCAAUAAAAGAUGUGGAUUCAUUGUUCUCUGCUUUAGAUCCUGAGUACUAUGAUAUUCUCAUGAAGUACUUGUACAGGGGAUUGUCAACUGGAGAUCGGCCCACAUGCGACCAAUGCCUGCGGAUACAUGAAAAGUUAACAGAAAAGGCUGGAUUGGGUUGCAUAUUGCGUUCCCUUGCAGACACUGUGAAUACCGUUUGACUGUGUCAUAUAUACCAAAAUGCAAAUCUAUCCAUCUAUGUAAUAUUUAAUUAUGAAUGAUGAUAAUGUGCAGGGGCUGUCAGGGUUUUAUGUUCCAAAAGCUUCGCCUUGCCUUAAAGCUUGCGAUACAGUACCGGUUUUCUUAUUUCAUAUUUUAUUUGAGCGGGUAGGUGUUCUUACAA